This is a messenger RNA of Tyto alba (common barn owl), 1908 nucleotides long. RefSeq names its product transmembrane protein 254 (gene TMEM254). The record is from RefSeq and is a predicted model, not a curated record. The coding region runs from base 41 to 433 and encodes 130 amino acids. The transcript has 4 exons. Lineage: Eukaryota; Metazoa; Chordata; Aves; Strigiformes; Tytonidae.
UUAGCGGCGGCGGCGCGCGGGGCGCAGAGCGGCGGUUGGCAUGAUGGCGGCGGCGGGCGCGGAGCGGCUCCGCGAUGGCAGCUGCCACUUCCAGCGCUCCCGGCUCAUCUGGAUGAUCGCCAUCACCUUCGGCAUGAUCGUCCUCGGCUGGGUAACGCUUUGGCCUUCAACUAUACCAUAUAGUUAUUUGGGAAUAUUUGGUACCUUCCUUAAUUAUUUAGUGGAAAACCACCACAAGUGGGUAUGCUAUGGGUUCUGGGUAUCCUGGUUGAUUCACAUAGUAGAAGCCUUCUACGGUGUUAAGUUAUGCCAAUCUAAAGGAAUCACCGACCCGGCAAUUCAGUUUCACUGGUUCAUUCAGACACUUUUAUUUGGAUAUGCUUCCUUUGGUCUUCUGGUGUCUUACAAACCUUCAGCCAAGAAGCACUACUAGAAGACAAUGAAAGAAGUCACUUCUCACAUUCUUCAUCCUCAUUUUUCAGAAGAUAGCCUCGCUUACCUGUCUAGGUGCUGCAAUUAACUAAAUUACAUUCAUGCUACAUAAUGCAGUGCCCUGCUACCCAAGUAAUUCUCUUGCUAAACAAGACAUUUAGAAUUCACAGGGCCCUGUAGAUAGUUCAGUAGAAAUUCAGCCCUCCAGUCUUGGCACAGCCAAAGUUUAAUCCUAUUUAUUAUGUGAGAAGCCAAAAGUUGCUCCUCUGCCGUUUUUGACAUAGACUACAUACUCCAGUUGUCAUUCAAAAGCCCCUGACAGCUGGUAGUGGUGGUUGGUAGAUUACCUUUCCAUGUGGAGGAGUUUCUUUCUACUACAGGGAGAGUUAUUUGCAGCCACGAGGUAACUUGCAUCUGGUUUGUGACAAGAUUUAAAUUUACCUGUAUUUUCUCUACAGGAUGUUUUACUGGCUGUUUUGUUGUUGUUGUGAGAGCCUGGUCUUUGUACUUUGUUUUGUCAACUUACUUUCUUGAAUAAAGGCCAGACCACUGUAUUUGCUGCAGGCACGUUAAAAAGACCAAGUCUCAGUUCAGGUUGAGGUGCAGUGACAAGUUUGGAUACAUAAAGCACUUUAACUUGGGUUAAUACAAGUGCCUUAAAUUUAAUGCAGCAUGACCUCAUCUUCUGAAUGCAUAUUUUCAUCUUUGUGUUAGCAUAGGAUAAAGUAGUAAUGUUUCAAGUUUGAGGGCAGCUUUUUCAAAAAAGUAAUUUAUUAACCAAGAAGAAAAUAAAUUAGCAUUGCAAAACCUAGCUGAAAACUUUGUGAAAGAAAUUAGUGAGUAAACAUGCAGCACUGUUUCCCAGAUGCUGAUGUCCUGAAAUUUGUGGUUGAGAGACCAUCGUGCACACCCCUCCGAGUACUUCCCAUAUGUGUAGUAUACCUUUUAUCAUACUGUCUUUUACUUUUGACUAUUUGAAUGAAAAUUUAGCCUGUCUUGAUUUAGCACUUUUAAAAGUAAUAACUAUUUAAAAUACUAACUAUGGUGUGGGGAGAAGUUUUACUGUGCCACCUGUGGUGCUACUGCUCUGGAAGAAAGGACAAGAAAAGGUUGCUCUUCCUCUAAUGAAGAGCUUCAGGAGGCAGUAACAAACUUAUGCCUUGUGCAGUACCUACAGACUGUAAUACUUCUGAUGGAGAAGUCUUACUCAAGCACAGGUACAUGAAGUUUUUUGCUUUUCAGUGAGUACUAAAAGCAUGGAGAGCUGAAGGGUUUGAAAGGGUGGUUUGGAUUUUCUUGUUUUUUGUGGUUGUUUUUUUUUUUUUAAAUGGCAAACUGAUAAUAUUUUGUAGAGAAGUAGAAACUCAUAUUUAGUGGCUAGAAAUAAAACAGGCAUGACAAAAGCCCAAACUGUUUUCCUGUGUAACCUUUUAUCUUAGCCUGUGACCCUGUAAUAAAGAUUUUAAAAAAAGUGAA